AUGACAUCAGCAUCAACCCUUGAAGUGAAAUGCCAGAGGUGUGACCAUCUCCUCUCAGAGCACCAGGAUUUUCAUACCAAAUCAUCUCCGACGGAAAUAUUAGCAUCUGCCGGCAACCCUGAUCACAUACAGGAGCACUUCAGAAAACCUCCUAAUAAUCCAACGAGAUGUUUACGCAAGGACACAGUAUCAAAGCUUGCAGCUGCUGUGGAUUCUCAAAAUGUUAUACACAUACGCGGAACACCAGCGAGCGGAAAAACGGUCCUGUCUGAACUCCUAAGGGACUAUUACGUCGAGAAUAAUAGGAAGGUAUUUCUACUCGAGACAUGGGAGCCGCUGGAGUCUUUCCAUGGCAAGGACCCUUGGACCCGAUUCGCCCUGCUCCUGCAACAAAGGUAUCCUGAAUAUAGUCACACGGAAUUUUUUGCUUCAAAGACUGUAAUUGUUGUUGAUGAGGCUCAGGCUUCAUACAAGGACUCUUAUUUCUGGAACACAAUCGUUAAAGAGCGAAGGUCUGGUGAAGGCGAGGAUAUAAAUAUCUGUCUUUUCUGUUCCUACGGAAGCCCUCUGACAGGCCUGGAGGUAGACCACCUAUGGUUUUCUCCAGCUACCUUUGGUCCCGCGCAGCGCAUUACACUGACCCCUCAACCUGGCAAAGAUUCACCAAAGCUCGGCUUAUUUUUUACACCAGAUGAAUUUGAUGAGGCUGUGUCACUUCUGACUACAAAUAAAUACGAAGAAAAAUUCACAAUUGAUAAAGAGGCUAUGAGCUACUUAUACGAGCUGACAAAUGGGCAUCCCGGAGGGGUGACAUCAUUAGUCAAUUUUGUUCAUUCUGCGCAUCGUCAUGACUUAAAGCACAGAUGUAUCAGUACAAUAACGAAAGAUCAUCUUCUUGAUAAUUUGAAGGAUGAUACUCAAGUCUUCCAGUAUCUCACGAAUCAGGCUGUUUUCCGCUCAUUCCCUACUGGAGGGCACUUAACACCUGAAGCCGGUGGAACACUGUGCAAGACUUUAGAGGAGGGAAAUAUGCGAUUUAAUAGUGAUGAUGUGGGUAUGCAGCAAUGUUACGAGAGAGGCUGGGUUCACCGGAUAUCUGUGGGAGAGAUCAACACAUAUGAUGUUGUUGUCCUGCCGUCACGCCUGCAUGAGAAAUGGCUUGAAUUCAUCAUCGGCCAGGACACGAGGCCUUUGCCUGCGAGAUUCAACCAGCUAGAUACAUUAUGCCUGGAGGUUCUCAGUAAAUUUUCGACAAUUAACCUGAGACAUGCUGUUCAAGGCAAGAAAAUGUCGACUGCAGCAAAAUGUAGGCCCAUGGAGGCGCAAUAUCAGGACGAAUUUUACAGGUCAUUCAAUCUUUUGGCAGGCCGAGGUGUGCCGAUCUGCAGUGAAUGGUCAAGGACUAGUGAUGGCCGAGUUGGCUUUUAUAUUCCAGAAAAGAAGUGGGCGAUUGAGUUGCUCAGGGAUCAUGAUCGGGUCAAUGAACAUAUCUCUCGAUUCAAGGAGGGGGGGAGGUACUUUUCCUGGUUAAAGGAGAAUAUGGUUGAAGACUGGAUCAUAAUCAACUGUGCCUCCUCUCCCCCAAUAAGAGGAUAUUCCGAGCCAAGACUCUGGACUGCUGUUUUCGCCAAUAAUUAUUCUGAGUUGAAAGUAUAUGAUUACCAAGAGAGGCCUUUAAUUGAUAUCCGUCUGCAAAAUUAA
Molecule: messenger RNA, 1701 nt
Organism: Aspergillus alliaceus
Lineage: Eukaryota; Fungi; Ascomycota; Eurotiomycetes; Eurotiales; Aspergillaceae
Exons: 5
Coding region: 1-1701 (566 amino acids)
Source: RefSeq, a predicted model, not a curated record